Bactrocera tryoni is the source of this 1369-nucleotide messenger RNA. RefSeq lists its product as uncharacterized. NCBI's taxonomy places the organism in Eukaryota, Metazoa, Arthropoda, Insecta, Diptera, Tephritidae. The transcript is spliced from 3 exons. Bases 888 to 1304 code for a protein of 138 amino acids. The record is from RefSeq and is a predicted model, not a curated record.
UUGGCGCGGUGGCUAUGCAAGGCGCGCGCUCUUCGCGAAAGUAAGAGUGAGUGAGUGGUUGUUGUAAUGAGCAGCGCCAACUGUUGACGUGGCAGGCAGCAAAGAUUCGCAUACAAUUUGCCAUACAAAUUACGUUGCUGCUCGACGCUCCGAUUAAAUAUAUAUUUUAUAGCGAUUUUUAUCUUAAUUUAUUUUGUUUUUGUUGCUGUUUGCGCUGCGGUUAUUUUUAAAAAUAUCACACUUGCCACAUCGUGUCGUAAUUUGUACUUAAAGCGCAGCGGUCUGAGUGGUUGUUCACCCUUGCUAACGAGCAACGCCAUUAUGUUUUUGUUGUUGUCGCCACUGCGUAGUUACCGUUGUAGCAAUUACAUUUGCGUUGAUGGCGUUUAACAGUUGUAAAUCGUUUCGCGGUUUUUGGAUGCCACCAUCGAACCGCAGAAGCAGUCGUCGCCGCAGUUGGCACGCCAAAGCACACACAACACCGAUGUUGGCUGAAAAGCACCGCUCAGUACAGGGGUGGCUCUCGCUGUGCAUAAAUGUCCGGAAAGGCGGUUAAUGUGGCGAUUCGCAGGAACACACCUCAACACGCUGAUAAACUCAAAGUAGUGACAUUCACCGCGUAAAAAAUAGAAAAAAGUAGAAAAUAUUAAAAAAAAAUUAAAAUUAAGAAGUUCAAAAAACAAGCAGAAAGAAUUAUAUUCGAAGAUUAAAGCUUAAAACGAAAAGGCAAAUAAUCUGAAGUGUUAGCAAACAAUUAAUUACAGUGUGGAUUGAUAAGCAUAGUGCAAGAAGUGUCUCACGCCAAAGUGCCAGUGCUCAGCAUUUAAAAGUGAAAAAUUUAAAUCAAAUCAGCUGCCGAUAUUUCCUAGUCUCUGAGUGUUCGUUCAAUGGCGCGUUUGGUGAUUUACUUUUUGGUCAUAAAUUCGUUGUUCUUUUAUAAUGAAAAUGCACGCUUGCUUGGUGGCGGUGGCAGCAGCGGUCUGGCGGCAGCGACAAACGGACACGGUAGCCAGCUGGAAGGACGGGAUCGACAUCAUCACGAGCGCGGUGGACAUAUAAGACGUGACCUCAACCACUGUUGGCGUCGUUAUGAUGGCUACAAUUUACAAAGCACAAUGGUCAACAAGAAGGAGCAAUUGAAGAAGCCAUACGGCAUAUUGUGCAACUUCAAAUGUACUUGGUUCUUCACAAUAAACUUUCCCACAUGUGAAUUCAUUUAUGAUUACAAACUUUCUUGCUACUUAUUUACAUCACUGCCGGAUUGUACUACGGUAAAAUGUACGCUUUUAAAUUUUUUUACAUAAACACUAGUAACAAUUACAUAGCUAAUUAUAGUUAUAAUUAUUUACAAUUAAAAUAUUUAAAAGUA